Colletotrichum karsti is the source of this 618-nucleotide messenger RNA. RefSeq names its product charged multivesicular body protein. The record is from RefSeq and is a predicted model, not a curated record. Gene Ontology annotation, cellular component: ESCRT III complex; multivesicular body. Gene Ontology annotation, biological process: late endosome to vacuole transport; protein transport; endosome transport via multivesicular body sorting pathway. Lineage: Eukaryota; Fungi; Ascomycota; Sordariomycetes; Glomerellales; Glomerellaceae. The transcript has 4 exons. Bases 1 to 618 code for a protein of 205 amino acids.
AUGUCCAACCGACAGCUUUCUCGAGAUAUGCAGGUCGAGUUCCAGGCCAGAUUCCAAGCGAAGCAGGCUCGCAGAGAAGCGCAGAAGGCCGCCAAGCAGGAUCCCAUCCUGAAGAAACAAAUCCAGGACCUGCUCAAAAAGGGAGAAACAGCAAAGGCGUAUCAGAAGGCCAAAAUGCUCUUGUCCAAGCAGGCCCUGGCACAGCAAAUGGACCAGAUGGCUGACAUGGCUGAGCUCUCCGCCGCACAAAUUCAAGCCAACAACUCGAUGAACCGCAUGACGCACAUGAUGGGCCAGUCAUCCCGUACUAUGUCGCUCGCACAAAAGAACAUGAACCCUGAAAAGACUUUGGUUACCCUCGAGCAAUUCAAGCAACAAAACGAAGAGUAUGCCAUGUCCAACGGAAUCUAUCAGGACGCCAUCUCGCAGUCGACAAGCGCCCAGGUUUCCGAGGACGCCGUUCACGAACUCUUGGGCAAGCUGGCCGACGACGCAGGCGUACAGCUGAACGCCGAACUCAACAGCGCAACGCCGGCCAAGGAAGAGCUCGUUACCAACGAGCCCACAGCCGAGGAGGAAGAUGCUUUGCAGCAGAGGCUGCGUGCUUUGAGAGCAUGA